UGGCGUGGGGCUAGUUCGCCGCGCACCCUGAAACUGUCGACAUCGCCUGACAUCGAUUUCACAAGCUCAUGUCGAAGAACAGCAUGUUCCAAAAUCUGGCCAAGGAUUAUGCGAAAUUCAAGCGCUAUGUGAAAUGGCUGUAUGUGCUUUACGAGCUGAACACACAGAUCGCCAUCUGCGAGCCCUGGGAGAAGGUCUUCCUGAAUGUCCUUCUGGGCAGCUGCGUCUCCCUGAUCCUGUAUGCAACCUUUGCCUUUGUGCCGAGCUAUUGUGUGACUGUUUUCCACCUACUGUGGCCCCAGACGAUCGUGCAAAAUCUCACCAGCCCAUGCAGUUCGAAUUUGGAGGGCUUUUGUGGCAACGAAAGUGGAGCAGUAAUCACGUAAUUUUAGUUUAGCUUAUCAUAAUCAAUAAAUAAUUUAAAACGUAA
Messenger RNA from Drosophila elegans, 430 nucleotides. RefSeq names its product serine palmitoyltransferase small subunit B. Lineage: Eukaryota; Metazoa; Arthropoda; Insecta; Diptera; Drosophilidae. The transcript is spliced from 2 exons. The record is from RefSeq and is a predicted model, not a curated record. The coding region runs from base 69 to 386 and encodes 105 amino acids.